Messenger RNA from Lolium rigidum, 1806 nucleotides. RefSeq names its product omega-3 fatty acid desaturase, chloroplastic-like. Gene Ontology annotation, biological process: lipid metabolic process. The transcript has 8 exons. Gene Ontology annotation, molecular function: oxidoreductase activity, acting on paired donors, with oxidation of a pair of donors resulting in the reduction of molecular oxygen to two molecules of water. The coding region runs from base 35 to 1357 and encodes 440 amino acids. Lineage: Eukaryota; Viridiplantae; Streptophyta; Magnoliopsida; Poales; Poaceae. The record is from RefSeq and is a predicted model, not a curated record.
AGCAGGGAGCUACGGACGAGGCUGAGCCACGGCAAUGGCUGCCCGCCUGCUCCUCCCCCAAUGCUGCUGCGGCGGCCUCACGCCCCUGCCCCUCCCUCGCCGCGCCACCGCGCUCCCGCCUCCGCCACCCGCCGCUGGCGCGUCUCGACGCGCCCUCUCCCUCGCCCUCCCUCGCCGCGCGCUCUUCCUCCGCGUCGCCGUCGCCGCGCCCACCCGCCUCGUCACCGAGGAGGACGACGGCUCCCAGGCCGCCCCCGCCCAGGAGGAUGACGGCUCCGAGUUCGACCCCGCGGCGCCGCCGCCGUUCGGGCUCGCGGAGAUCCGCGCCGCCAUCCCCAAGCACUGCUGGGCCAAGGACCCCUGGCGCUCCAUGGGCUACGUCGUGCGCGACGUCGUCGUCGUGCUCGCGCUCGCGGCCGCCGCCGCGCGCCUCGACAGCUGGCUCGCGUGGCCCGUCUACUGGGCCGCGCAGGGCACCAUGUUCUGGGCGCUCUUCGUCCUCGGACACGACUGCGGCCACGGGAGCUUCUCGAACAGCACCAAGCUCAACAGCGUCGUCGGGCACAUACUCCACUCCUCUAUCCUCGUGCCUUACAAUGGCUGGAGGAUUAGCCACAGGACGCACCACCAGAACCAUGGCCACGUCGAGAACGACGAGUCGUGGCAUCCGCUCCCCGAGAAGCUGUACAGGAGCCUGGACAGUUCCACUCGGAAGCUUCGGUUCGCACUACCGUUCCCGAUGCUCGCCUACCCGUUCUACUUGUGGUCGAGGAGUCCAGGGAAGUCAGGCUCGCAUUUCCACCCGAGCAGCGAUUUGUUCCAGCCGAACGAAAGGAAGGAUAUUCUAACGUCGACGGCAUGCUGGCUCGCCAUGGCUGGCCUCCUCGCGGGGCUCACCGUCGUGAUGGGGCCUCUUCAGGUGCUCAAGCUCUACGGUGUCCCGUACUGGAUUUUUGUUAUGUGGCUGGACUUUGUCACCUACCUGCAUCACCACGGCCACAACGACAAGCUUCCCUGGUAUCGUGGAAAGGCAUGGAGCUAUCUGCGUGGAGGCUUGACCACGCUUGACAGGGACUAUGGGUGGCUCAACAACAUCCACCACGACAUCGGGACUCAUGUGAUCCACCAUCUUUUCCCGCAAAUCCCGCACUACCAUCUAGUAGAGGCGACCGAAGCAGCGAAGCCAGUUCUGGGGAAGUACUACAGGGAGCCGGACAAGUCUGGCCCGUUCCCAUUCCACCUGUUUGGCGCCCUAGCACAGAGCAUGAAGCGUGACCACUAUGUCAGCGACACCGGGGACAUACUCUACUACCAAACUGACCCAAAAAUUGCCGGUGGUGCACAAACAUCUGAUUGACAACACCAAGCAGACUCUUCUUUGUGGGGAUGUUGUUCGUUAUCACCUGACUGGUUAGCCCUCUGCUUCCUCACAUCAGCAACCCCACGGCAUCCUGUAAAUUAAGCAGAUGUACGAUGUGGAGGCGCCCGACAUUGCGGAUUUUUGGAUGUAUAAUAGGACUAUUGAAACCAUGGUAGAAUAGAGCAUGUACGCAUAUCCUUGCACUUGUUAAGAAACAAGUGAUUCUUUGGACGUCCACGAGAGCCAGAGCAGCUCAAAAGAUGCAAAGACUUGCCUGAUGAGGGGCAUUCAUUGUUUGAUACGAAAGCACUAUUGAAGCAUACAAUUGUAGUAUUUAUUUCAGCUAGCCGUAUGCAUGUAGUACUACUCCAGUGAAGAUCUCAACUUAACUCCAGAUAUUUGCACGACUGUAUGAAAUGGAAUUAAAGGUGCGGUCGAUGUCAUGA